UCCUUUCUCUUCAUAUAUGUCUGAGGAAAGUAAAAAAGAAAGUCUUGGUCUAGUAAUAAUUGGACACAUUGAUGCUGGCAAAUCUACCCUUUGUGGCAGAAUGCUUGUUGAAAACGGUGGUAUCGACAAAAGACAGAUGAGCAAGCUGGAAAAUGAAGCAGUUGGAAUGGGCCGAGGAUCAUUUAAAUAUGCAUUUGCUAUGGACCUGACAAAAGCUGAGAGAAAUCGCGGAAUCACAAUUCAGUCGACAGUAAAGAAUUUUGAAACCGAUCGGUUCCAUGUGACUAUUGUGGAUGCUCCGGGGCAUAGAGACUUUAUUAAGAAUAUGAUAACCGGGACAACAUCUGCAGAGGUGGCCAUAUUGGUCAUUGAUGGAACACCGGGAGGAUUUGAGGCUGGUAUUUCUUCCAGGGGGCAAACUCGUCAACACGCACAGUUAGCAUUCGCCUCGGGGAUUUCUUCCGUUAUUGUGGCCGUAAAUAAGAUGGAUGCGAUCGAGGAAAAGGAUCAGGCAGAGCGUUUCCUUAUGAUAAAGAACGAAAUUGGGAGUAUUUUUCAUAAGGUUUAG
Molecule: messenger RNA, 568 nt
Organism: Octopus sinensis (East Asian common octopus)
Lineage: Eukaryota; Metazoa; Mollusca; Cephalopoda; Octopoda; Octopodidae
Product: elongation factor 1-alpha-like
Exons: 1
Coding region: 17-568 (183 amino acids)
Biological process (GO): translation
Molecular function (GO): GTP binding; GTPase activity
Source: RefSeq, a predicted model, not a curated record